UCUAGGAUACAGCGGAUAGCGUUCCUGCCUGACAUAUGCCUAUGUGCCCUCCAGAGUGUGGGGAUGCUGCCAGUGGAGCAUUUUCACCUCAAGCAUGUCCUGCAGGCAGUAUGUGGGCUGGAGGCAGUCGUCCUCCGCAGUUUUGGCCCAGAGGGAGGACAGGUGCUGUUCACCAGAGACACAGGACAGGCCAUGUUGAGCCGAAGCGGGACACGCAUUCUCACAGCACUACGACUUGAGCAUCCAUUGGCUAGGAUGGUAGUGGAGUGUGUCUGGAAGCAUAGCACUGUAACAGGCGAUGGAUCUAAGACCUUUAUCCUACUGCUGGCGUCAUUGCUACGGAUGAUUCAUACAAUGGCCUGCAAGGAGCCUAAUGUGUCUCACAGUUAUAACUCCAGGGAAGCAGCCGAGGCUGCCACUGCCAGGUGCUUGGCUGACGAACUGCUGGCAUUUGCAUUGGAGGAAAUGGAUGAUCUCAUUGCUAUAGGAGUGGUCCCUUAUGGAUUCUGUGAUUUGUGGGAAGGUUUCACUGCAGAAACACAAUCACCAGCUCAUACAAACAAUCAUGGAGUGCAAAAGCUGCUAGCAUCAUUCUUUCAUACUCGUCUUGGUCAAAUCCACUGUGACUACAUAAGCAACCUAGCAUGUCAACUACUCAGGCAUUUGAAGUUUAAAAAGGACCAACCUUUUUUAGCACUUCAGUUUGUAAAUGACAACUUCCCUGCACUGCAUACACCUGUAUCAGGCUUCCCUAUUAGCUGUUCACGUUUGAUUGAGGGGCAGGUCAUUCACAGGGACUUUGCUAUGCCCUGCCCUCGGACUGACCAACAGCCAGUUAAAGCUGUAGUUUUCACCGGGUACCUGCAGCCACAAUUGUUCAGUGCAGGAGAUGUGCUUGAGGUGGGAUGUGGAAACCACAUGAUAGAGGAGAAUUCAAGGAAGGAGAAAAGUAUUGUGGAGUUUAGUGCGUGGUCAGAAAGGUCACUAGAAUGUGUUAUUGCAAAUCUGCAAAGUUUGGGUGUCUCUGUGCUUCUGUCUGCAGUGAAACAGUCUGCUGCUGUCAUGGCUUUAGCUGCACAGGCAGAGAUGUGGGUUGUGGAGUGUAUCAGUGAAGAUGAGCUGUCUCUCUUUGCCCAGCUAAGUGGGACAACACCUGUUUCAGACUGCUGGAUCAUUGAACCAGUGAAUGUUGCUACUCUGACCUUUUGCCGUCCAAUACUACUGGGAGUCCAUAGAUAUGUCCAUGUGGCUUUCCAUGAUUUAGAGGAAAGGGUUAUGGUCAGACCCUCUAGUCUGGUCAUUUGUGGCCCAGGGGAAGGGCAAACAGACCAGUAUGCCUGUGCGUUUCAAGAUGCCAUCCGCAUGCUCCUUACAACUUGCAAACCCGUGGGUAUGACUGCAGCUACAAUAUCAAAAAGGACCUUACAGUCACAGAGAAGCACAUCUUUACAUACAGAUGAUCGCUCUAAUAAAAUCGCCUACAACUCCUUCCAGCAGCGUGUGCUGGUGCCCAGCUGCGUUAUACCUGCAGGUGGGACAUUUGAGUUUCUCUUAAAUCAUGCCCUCUUACAUCAUGGCCGCAGUUCCUCAGUUUCUGACAGCACAAAUAUCCCUGCUGUUUCCCAGCUCUUGGCAAAUGUUUUACUGAGUGUGCCUCGGCAGAUUUACUCUCAUAGUCCGCGACAUUUCCUGCAGAUUCAAUCCAGGGUCAUGAGUUUUAUUCCUAAUAAUUCCCACGCUUUCAACCUCCUAUACAAACAAGAACACAACAUAAGCCUCAUACAGGGUCAUGGUACUAGUGAAAUUCCUCUGAAGGAUGGUAAACUAAGUAUGCAUUGUUGCAGAAAGGCUGACAUGUCAUCAAAAGUUUUUAUGUUGGACUUGGGCCUUGAAUCUGUCUCCUGUAAAUAUGAGCUGCUUCUGGCCGUCCUGCAGUGUGUCACAAGUCUUCUCCGGGUGGACACGGUGCUGUGUACACACACAGCCUUGCACACACAGUCACGCAGACUCACAAACAUUUCCUGGGAGGGCACAGAGGAUGAGGCUGAGGACUGAGAUUGUAUUGUAUCCCAUAAACAUAUUUUCUCUUUUCAUAGUUUCUCAGGUAUCAAAAGUUGGAGGAAAUAAUUUGCACUUUAUUGCAGACUGCUACAGACAUUUUUGUAUGGCCAUUGCAUUUUUUCUUUGUCCCAAUGCAAUACACUGUAUAUGUAAUGCAUUUAUUUGUAAUGCAAGUCCACUGCACUCCUACAGAGAUACUAAAAUUACAUUUCAUGGCAGUACUGUUGUAUGGUGCUGUUUAUAGGCCAAUAGAAUUUUAAGGUAGUUCUGUACCAUUCUGUCAUGAAGCAAGGCUAGGUUUGGCAAUAACAGUAAAAAAAAAAAAAAAAAGGACUAAUCUGUACAACGUACAGAGUGUGCAGUUGUUAUCAAAUCAUUUUAAGCAAGUGAGGGAGUAAGUGUUGAUAUUGGCCUCUUUCCUUUUAACGUCUCAUUGUGGUUCCUUUUUUUUAACAUUUCUCCUCCUUAUCUCAGUUUUCCUGCCCUCUUCCUCUGGCCAGUAAACAUUCUGUUAUAUAAAAAGCAUACACACUGGACACAUCUCCUCACAAAUUUACACCCUACUUUUUAUAAUCAGUGUUAUCUCCAUAAUGGGGGUGGGGUAUCUGAAUGGCAUCACAAGGCUGUCAACAACCAAAUCAAAGUGUACUUCCUUGUGCUGUAAUCAGGAGAGUGCUAAGUCUAUUCUCACCUCUUUUUAGGGAAAUGGUGAGUCAUUAGACAUUAACUAGGGUCACUGCCAUACAUAAGUGUUUACUGUUUACGGUAAUCACUCUGUGAAACUAGUUUUGAACACAAAUUUUCCAUAAAUGAAUUGUGCUGGGAAGAGUUCUUGGCAUUGUUUCUGUUUUGAAGUGUGUCUCAACAUGAAUCACACUUGAUAGUUGCUGCAUGAGUCACAUGUGAUGGUUGCAAAUAUCAAAGAGGGGAAAGCUCGGGAUGUUAUUUUUCCACUGUGCACGCAGAAGCGAACCUAAAUAUUGUUUUCAGUUUUAUCAAGGCAUCUACACCCUGCUAACCCUAGCAUGCCCCUAAUGUCUAACAUAUCUUAAUGUAACACGCCAAACGGUCAAUUUAACUUUGAUGAUUUGUUUUGUAUACUUAAUGAACUUAAGUUAGUGACCUGCUGAAAACAGGCCUAAUAAAACAUUUCAGCUAA
Molecule: messenger RNA, 3220 nt
Organism: Seriola dumerili (greater amberjack)
Lineage: Eukaryota; Metazoa; Chordata; Actinopteri; Carangiformes; Carangidae
Gene: bbs10
Product: Bardet-Biedl syndrome 10
Exons: 4
Coding region: 64-2055 (663 amino acids)
Biological process (GO): chaperone-mediated protein complex assembly
Molecular function (GO): ATP binding
Source: RefSeq, a predicted model, not a curated record